CACGUGGGUGGUGGUUGCUACAAAGUUACACCCUAUAGUGGCCAGAAUGGGACAUUUGUAAAAAUAUCCAUCUAAAAAGGAAAGUAUCACAGUUAUCAGAUGUAUUUUAGUAUGUAGUGGCUGGCAUACGUUGUUGAUCGUCGAAUGUUGAGUAUAAACACCCGAACGCAUUUUUUGUGGGAGGAAACCUCCUGUACGCAUGAUGUUGCAUUCACCAAACAACAUACCAUCCAAAAUGUGACGUUGUACUGUACGCUAGCAUUUGGCGUAGUCUUCUACGCACGAUAGUAGCUUUCACUCAAAUGACAUUUAAAUGGCUACACUGUACAGCACUGUAUAUCGGUGCUCAAAAUGUACGAAUAGUAACAUUGUUUCAAUGUACUUUGUAACAAACCGCACUUGAGUCGACUCUGCUCUGCAACCUCAUUGUUAUUUGUACACGAAUCUAUUUGCCCCGACGUUUUUGACACACAUUUGAAAUGAACGAGGAGGAAGACUUUUUGCAGAAAAUAAGGCUGGGGUUUGAAGAACUCUGUCGAGCUUUGAAUAUGGACGUGGAGGCGAGCAACGAAGCAUGGAGGAGUUACGAAAGCAUAAGAAAAAAAUACACAUUAGAGGGCAGUGGCCUACACUGGCUGGCCUGUGCCAUUUAUGUGGCCUGUAGAACACCAGUACCAACAGUGGAUAAGGGUACUGCAGAGGGAAACUACGUCUCCCUGACCCGAAUACUCCGCUGUUCAGAACAAAGCCUCAUUGAGUUCUUCAACAAGAUAAAGAAAUGGCAGGAUAUGGCCAGUCUUCCUCAGGACUUCCGCCACAGCACGGAGAAGCUGGAGAGAAAUUUCACAGUUUCCGCCGUCAUCUUCAAGAAAUACGUCCCCAUCUUCAAAGCCAUCUUUAAGGCGCCCUCGGAUGAACCGCCCAGAGUCCACAGGAGCAGCAAACAGAGACGCCAUCCCUGCACCGUUGCUGAAGUCUUCAACUUCUGCUGGAUUCUGUUUGUCCACGCUAAAGGAAACUUCCCUAUGAUCAGUGAUGACCUAGUGAAUUCGUACCAUCUCCUUCUGUGUGCUCUGGACCUGGUCUUCUCCAACGCCCUGCUCUGUAAUACCAGGAAGGAGCUGCUCAACCCCAACUUCAAAGGCCUUCCUGAGGACUUCAGCAGUAAGGACUACAAGCCCACUGCAGGGCCUUACUGCUUCAUAGAGCAGCUGUGUGAACUGCAUGAUGGCCUGGUGCUGGAGGCCAAAGGUGUGAAGGAACACUUCUGGAAACCCUUCAUCAGUAGACUCUUCCAUAAGAAGAUUCUCAAAGGGAAAGAAGAGAGCUUGACUGGCUUCUUAGAUCCUAUGAAUUUUGGAGACAGUUCUGUGUCCAUAGGCCGUGUGUAUGAGGAGCAUGUUCUGGCCACUGGAGGUCUGGAUGAUAGGAUAUUUUUGGGAGAGGGCACCCCAGGCCCCUGUCUCUGUGAGAACCAGGACGCCUCAGCAUACAGACUCUACAACAGUCAGACUGCCCCAGUCCUGAAGGUGUCCACUUCCUUUACGGGUCGUAAUUAUGUCCAGGACAACAGUCUGUGUAUGCCGGUCUCUACUGCCAUGCAGAGUGUUGGUCGACUACACAGCCUGCUCACUGGACUGAAGCGCGGCCCCAGCCGGAGACUCAAAGACUUACUGAGGUCGUGUGCCAGAGACCCCAGUGAGGUCAUCUCCACUAGGCUGAAGGACAUGUGUCAGCUCUUCUGCCAGCACUAUGAGGGCAACUGGGAAGAGAACGCAGGACUGGGGAAAGACAUCGCAGUGUACUUCUGCCUGGCAGAGGCGCUCUACUAUAAAACCCUGGAGGCCGUCAUUGACCAGGAGAAGAAGAGACUGGGCAACUUGGAUCUCUCUGGUAUUCUGGAACAGGAUGUGUUCCAGCGCUCUCUGCUGGCCUGCUGUCUGGAGAUUGUCAUCUUCUCCUACCGACCCCCAGGGGACUUCCCACGAAUCAUACACAUUUUCCAGCUCCCUGCAUACCACUUUUAUAAGGUGAUAGAGGUGCUGGUGCGGGUGGAGCAGGGUCUGUUCAGGAAGGUGGUGAAGCAUCUGAACCAGGUGGAGGAGCAGGUUCUGGAGAGCCUGGCCUGGAGGGGGGGAUCCCCGCUGUGGGACAGUGUCAGGGGGGCCAAGAACCAACCACCCUCCUGCCAGGAGGUGAUGCCACCACAGCAUCUGGAGGAUGGGGACGGAGCCGCCCCUCUCACCCCCAGCAACCAUGGCACUGACCUGGGCGCCAACCAUGAUGUGUCCACCUCCACCACCACCAUGUUGGACCGCUACAGCUGCCCCACCACGGGCUCGGCCAGGAGACGGCUGUUUGUGGAUGUGUCCUGCGACGCCCCCUCGGACCCCUCCACCACCAACCUCACUACCAACCUCAGGACCUCCCAGGCCAUCCCUGCUGGACAGACUGUGGUCACCAUGGCAGCUGCCACAGUUACCGCUAACAACGGACAGACUGUCACCAUACCUGUGCAAGGAAUAGCCAAUGAGAACGGAGGCAUCACCUUCAUCCCUGUCAAGGUAAGUGUGACGGGACAAGGUACGCUCCAGCCCCUGUCUGCCCAGUCCCUGACUGGCACUUUGACCAGCCAACCACAGACCACCACCCUGAAAAGUCCCACUCUCCAGGGCAGCCACGCCGCCGGCAAGCCAAUCAAGAAGCCGGCAGCCCAUGGCCCGUCCAAUAACGGGCCUCAGAAAAAGAGUUCCCUCUCGCUGUUCUUCCGCAAGGUGUACCACCUGGCCAGUGUGCGUCUCAGAGACAUGUGUGCCAAGCUGGACAUCUCUAGUGAGCUGCGGAGGAAGAUCUGGACGUGUUUCGAGUACUCUCUGGUGCACUACACAGAGCUCAUGAUGGACCGACACCUAGACCAGCUACUCAUGUGUGCUGUGUACGUCAUGACCAAGGUGACCAAAGAGGACAAGUCCUUCCAGAACAUCAUGAAGUGUUACCGCUCUCAGCCCCAGGCUAGCAGCAGCGUCUACAGGAGUGUGUUAAUCUCUGGGAGGAAGAGACGUCACUCAGGAAGCAGUGAGAGAAAUGGACAGAGUUCUCCUACAGAGACCAGCCAUGAGGGAAGUGGAGACAGCAGCCCCGUACCCAUGCGUUCCACCAGCACCCUACCCACCCCUCAGCCUGGCAGCACCCCAUCCACCCCCACCCUGGCCCCCUCCACCCUCCUCUCUACAUCCUCAUCCCUCCCUCCCUCCCAGCAGCAGGAUGAUGAAGGGGGAGUGGUGGUUGGGGGAAGGGUGGAGGAGCGAGGAGACCUCAUCCACUUCUACAACCGGGUCUACAUCAAACAGAUGCGCCACUUUGCCCUGCGCUACUCGCCCAGCUCAUCCUCUGCAGGGCUAGAGUCUCCUCCCCUGUGCCUGUACCCCUCCCUGAGGACCAACUCCCCUCGCAGGGUCCUCCUGUCCCACAACCACUCCAUCUAUAUCUCCCCCCAUAAGGCUAGUGACAGCCCACCCACCGCUACCGCACAGGACAAGAUAUUCUACUACAUCUGCAGCGGCCCAGCCAACCGCCUGGCGGAGAUCAACAGUAUGAUCCGCACCGGGGAGACGCCCACCAAGAAACGCAGUAUGCAGCUGGAGGAGGAGCCAUCUCCCAAGAGGUUGUGUCCGGACAACCAGACAGCCCUCUUCCACAGGCUACAAGAUGUGGCCAACGAUCGUAGCUCCUCCCACUAAGGUUGAACACACCCCUUUCAGAACACACCACUGACUGAAGUCGGUAGUCACCAUGGCAACAUCAUCAAUAUCAAAAAUUGAUGAGGAUACAUUUGUUUUUCAUAAAGGAUAAGAUCUUCUAGUCUAAGGUUAGUAUGAUGGUUUAAUUUCAGAGUUAUCCUAGUGGUUGGUAGUUAAACAUUUUAUGUUACACAGAUUUUAUGUUACUUCCGUCUAUUCUAGCAUGGCCAGAUUGUGUCCCUUAACACCAUAUUUUUCUAUAUACACCGAGUGCACAAAAUAUUAGGAACACCUCCUAAUGUUGAAUUGCACCCCCCAUUCUGCCCUCAAAACAGUCUCAAUUCAUUGGGGCAUGGACUACAAGGUGUCGAAAGCAUGGCUGAUGUUGCCUCCAAUGCUCCCCACAGUUGUAUCAAGUUGGCUGGAUGUCCUUUGGAUGGUGGACCAUUCUUGAUACACACAGGAAACUUGAGAGUGAAAAUCCCGGUGGCGUUGCAGUUCUUGACACACUCAAAGUAGUGCGCCUGGCAUCUACUACCAUAACCCACUCAAAGGCACUUCAAUCCAUGUCUCAAUUGUCUCAAUGCUUAAAAAUCCUUCUUUAACCCGUCUCCUCC
Oncorhynchus gorbuscha (pink salmon) is the source of this 4357-nucleotide messenger RNA. RefSeq names its product retinoblastoma-like protein 2. The coding region runs from base 480 to 3740 and encodes 1086 amino acids. Gene Ontology annotation, cellular component: transcription regulator complex; chromatin; nucleus. Lineage: Eukaryota; Metazoa; Chordata; Actinopteri; Salmoniformes; Salmonidae. Gene Ontology annotation, molecular function: RNA polymerase II transcription regulatory region sequence-specific DNA binding. The record is from RefSeq and is a predicted model, not a curated record. The transcript has 21 exons. Gene Ontology annotation, biological process: negative regulation of G1/S transition of mitotic cell cycle; cell differentiation; regulation of transcription by RNA polymerase II.